CCUCUCCGUCUCAUCACCGACUCACUCGUGCACUUGCGACGGAUUGAUACGAACAUCGAGAAAUGGAAGGAGGGCCAGACCAAGGAGGUGAUGUGGAGGUGAUUCAUUCGUGGUCUGCUCCCAGGUCGCUCAGCACUGGCGUCAUGUACUCCUUCGCUCAGAGGGAUGACAUGGAAGUGCUUGAUGAACCUCUUUAUGCAAAUUUCCUUCGGGCGACGGGUAUAGACAGGCCUUACCGGGAGGAUCUUUUGUCCAAAAUGGAGUCUGAUGGCAACAAAGUUGUAAAAGAUAUCAUAUUUGGUCCCAGGAGCAAGAGAUACCGUUAUUGUAAGCAUAUUGCAAAGCAACGGGUGCCUGGUAUUUCAAAUGAUCUGAUGAAGCAAGGAAAGCAUUUCAUAUUGAUUCGUCAUCCCAUGGAUGUAUUGGCAUCCUUUGGCAAGGUCGUUCCUCCAUCCUUUCUCGAGUUAGGCCUGGCAGAGUUAGUCUCCAUAUACAAUGAGCUCUGUGAGCUGGGGAAUCCCCCGGCAGUUAUUGAUGUUGCAGAUCUGCAACAGGAUCCUGAGGCUACUUUGCAUGGUCUUUGCGAAGACCUAGAUAUUCCUUUUCAAGCUGCUAUGCUCAAAUGGGAAGCUGGUCCAAAGCCUAUAGAUGGCAUAUGGGCUCCAUGGUGGUACAAGAGUGUACGCAAGUCUACAUGCUUUGAUCCACCUGAAAAGUAUCCCUCGCAAUUCCCUAUGUCCCUCUAUUACUUGCUGGAGCAAAGUUUACCCUUUUACAACCUGCUAAAACGCCAAGUGAGGCGAAGGCCAUCAGAGCCUGCCCCUGAUCUUCCAGUACCAGCUAAUGAAAAGCUACUUGCUUGGGUUGGUGAUGAGAUUUUCCCGCGUGACAGUGCAAAGGUUUCUGUCUUUGAUUCAGUAGUCCAAGGUGGUGAUUCCGUGUGGGAGGGUCUUCGAGUUUACGACGGGAAGAUUUUUAAACUUGAGGAACACUUGGAUAGGUUGUUUGACUCAGCCAAAGCUCUGGCUUUCAGCAAUGUUCCGACACGUGAACAGGUUAAGGAUGCGAUCUUCAAGACUCUUAUUAGGAACGGGAUGGUUGAUAAUGCGCACAUUCGUUUGUCUCUAACGCGUGGCAAGAAGGUUACUUCUGGCAUGAGUCCCGCAUUCAAUCUAUAUGGUUGUACGUUAAUAGUGCUCCCUGAAUGGAAACCCCCUGUGUAUGACAAUACACAUGGAAUUACCCUGGUAACAGCCACAACGCGACGCAACUCGCCCAACAACUUGGAUUCCAAGAUUCACCACAACAAUCUUCUGAAUAACAUACUUGCGAAGGUAGAAGGGAACAAUGCAAAUGCUGAUGACGCCAUCAUGCUCGACAAGGAUGGUUAUGUGUCAGAAACAAACGCUACUAACAUCUUUUUAAUAAAGAAAGGCCGUGUUUUGACACCUCAUGCUGAUUACUGCCUUCCUGGCAUUACUCGAGCAACUGUCAUGGAACUAGUGGUUAAGGAAAAUCUGAUCUUAGAGGAACGGAGAAUCAGCUUAUCAGAAUUCCACACAGCUGAUGAGGUAUGGACAACAGGCACCAUGGGAGAAAUUAGUCCAGUUGUGAAGAUUGACGGACGGAUAAUUGGUGAUGGAAAAGUAGGUCCGGUGACUCGAAGAUUACAGGGUGCGUACAAAAAUCUGAGGGGAGAAUCUGGAGUGCCUAUACCAACUUCCAACAAGUUGUAAUUGUCCUGUUAUAGAAAGAUAUUACACCAUUGCUGGAAAAACAGGUGCAAAUCAUAUCUUUCUAGAAUUAAACUGUGUUGAGUUUACUAUGAGUUGUCAACCUGACCUCUGUAAAAUGGGUCAACAAAACUUCUCUGGUUUGUGUUUAUUUCCUGCAUAUGGUGUUUGUGGCUGCGCAUGUUGAGGGAAUUGAAUGGGAGGGACCUAUGAAACUAGAUGCAGAAGGCGAUCAGGUCAUGAAGAAUGCCUACAACUACGUAAAACUGUUGAAAUGUGGAGUUUCAAGCUCUCCCACAUAAAGAUGAUGUUCAAUUAUAAUAAUGAUGUUAUGGUCAUUGUCUGUUAAAUAACAGGUAUAAAUAUCUGUAAUUGCUACAAAGCUUUUGCUCCUCUCUAUAAAAUGAAGACACCCUUCGUUGUUUUCCA
Rhodamnia argentea is the source of this 2162-nucleotide messenger RNA. Its product is annotated as branched-chain-amino-acid aminotransferase-like protein 1. Gene Ontology annotation, biological process: carboxylic acid metabolic process. Gene Ontology annotation, molecular function: catalytic activity. NCBI's taxonomy places the organism in Eukaryota, Viridiplantae, Streptophyta, Magnoliopsida, Myrtales, Myrtaceae. The coding region runs from base 63 to 1736 and encodes 557 amino acids. The record is from RefSeq and is a predicted model, not a curated record. The transcript has 20 exons.